UUUUAUCGUACCAUUUCUGUCUCCACAGGAUGAGUACUCCAUCUUCCCUCAGACGUACUCCAUAGACAUAAAUGGCUAUAUCCUGGUCUAUUCCGUCACGUCCAAUAAAAGCUUUGAAGUGGUCCAAGUGAUUCACGAAAAACUGCUGGACAUGGUGGGGAAAGUUCAAGUUCCCAUCAUGCUUGUUGGAAACAAGAAUGACCUGCACAUGGAGCGAGUAAUCAGCUGCGAAGAAGGGAAAGCAUUAGCCGACUCCUGGAACGCUGCCUUCAUGGAAUCCUCGGCCAAAGAAAACCAGACCGCCGUGGAGGUUUUCCGCAGGAUGAUCCUGGAGGCGGAGAAGAUGGACGGUGGCGCUCAGCCUGGCAAGACGUCUUGCGCCGUCAUGUAGGGGGAGGACACAACCAACGCAACUAAGCGCGCGCACAUGCACA
Messenger RNA from Hippocampus comes (tiger tail seahorse), 434 nucleotides. Its product is annotated as GTP-binding protein Rheb-like. Gene Ontology annotation, biological process: signal transduction. The record is from RefSeq and is a predicted model, not a curated record. Lineage: Eukaryota; Metazoa; Chordata; Actinopteri; Syngnathiformes; Syngnathidae. Gene Ontology annotation, cellular component: membrane. The transcript has 5 exons. The coding region runs from base 152 to 391 and encodes 79 amino acids. Gene Ontology annotation, molecular function: GTPase activity; GTP binding.